UCCGGUUCCAGGGCGAAGUUGGCGAGGCCCGGCGCUGGAACGGGCAGUCGGCAGCCGCCGCUGAUUUGAAUGCGGCCGCCGGCGGAGUAGGAGGCAGGACGGCUGCUGGUGGAGGCGAGGCGACGUCCCGGUUCACGCUCGGGCUCUGAGCCGCCACUGGGGGCCGGCGGGAAGGAGAUGGCGAGGAACACGCUGUCCAACCGGUUCCGCAAAGUCGACAUCGACGAGUACGACGAGAACAAGUUCGUGGACGAGCAGGAGGAGGCGGCCGAGCAGCAGGGCCCCGACUCCGGGGAGGUGGAUGGCUUCAUCAGGCAAGGUGACAUGCUUAGUGCGUUACAUGCAGCUUUAAGGAACCCUCCCGUUAACAUGAAGAAUCAGGCAGUCAAGGAACGGGCACAGGGAAUAGUUCUCAAAGUCCUUACGUCCUUUAAAAGUAGUGAAAUAGAACCGGCAGUAAAGUCGUUAGAUAGAAAUGAUGUUGACCUUUUAAUGAAAUACAUUUAUAAAGGCUUUGAAAAACCCACAGAAAACAGCAGUGCGAUAUUAUUGCAGUGGCAUGAAAAGGCGUUAGCAGUGGGUGGAGUAGGCUGCAUAGUACGAGUUCUCACUGCGAGAAAAACUGUUUGAAAAGUAAUACAUUCACAUGGAUGGAAAGCUGCUGAAAAGUAGGAGGAAUGAACAGCGAAAGAGAAAUAUCUGAACCCAUCUUUAAAGAUUAAUUCAUAUUAAAUGAAAUUAUUUUGAAAAAAAAACUGUUGGAAUGCUCUUUUUAUCUUAAUAGGUUGUGGUGGAAAAUUUGUUAUGUUUUGGCCAAGUAUGACAUGCAAGGUCUUGCACAUCCUACGUUUUUUUUUGACCAUUUUUGCUUUUAUCUUUUGAAAAUGUUUUGAAGCCAAAUAGUGACUAAUAAAGACACAUUCACACAAUGGGAAAACAGUGCUAAGACAUUGUAGUGUUUGUGUUGUGGAGUUUUAGGGAUUUUUAUCCAGAAUUGUUUGUGCCACGGAGUACUGGUGGACUAAGACUUCAGUGUUGGUACAUGCAGUAUUAUGUUCUAUUUCUUUGGGUCACUUCCACUUUUGUUUUUGUUUGUACAGUUAGGUAGACUUAGUCUGAGACGUAUGGCAAUAUUAUUAGCUGAAAUGCCAGCAAUGGAUUCAUUGUAAAGUGCCUGCUGCAAAAUAAAAUUGGAUCUUUUUAGUGGAUAGCUUUUGUAUCAUAAUGCAACAAAAAAUUGUUUGAUUUGAAGGAAGCAGUGGGGAAAAAUGCCUACUGGAUGUAUUAAAUAAUUCUAUGCUGGAGUAAAUGCACCCUUGGGAGUAUCAUGAAUAACUUUCUUGGCUUAAAUUUAAUUUUAAUUUGAAACAAAAAAUAAGAAUUUUAAACUAAGUUGGUGGUGGCCAUUUCGUACUGAUAAUGCAUUGAACUGGCACUGAAGUGCAUUGCUCAGAAUACUGGCUGAGACGAGAAAUAAAAAUGUUACUCUGCUGUAGUGUGGUGGCUUUGGUCACCCUUAUAUAGAGGUGAUUUUUAUGACAAUUACCUCUUCUCUAUAUCUGAGUGGGAAAAAAAUAUGUUUACUAAAAGUUUUUCCAACAGAUUCAGUGGGGAAUUCUAGGAAACAUUUUGCUUCAGCUGUAUGUGUAUUGCAUUUGUAGGCAUAACUUUGCUGUUCCAAAAAUGUAUUAAAACUAUAAAUUGGUUGAAUUGUGUAUCGUGAAAAAGGACAGUGGCCUUUACAUGUUUAUUCCAUUGAGAUGAUACACCCUUCUGCAAGUUCUGUAUUCCUUCACUUCUUUUCAGCUACCCUGUAUUCAGUUGAAAUUGGCUGUACAUUUAACUUAAGGCACAGAGGAAAACUUUCUGCCUUCUUUGGUAAACUUUAAUUUAAAUCUGCCUCACCCUGCCAGUGGGGAAUGCUGCUGAACUAAUACUUCUCAUCGUAAACUGCAAACCAGCUGGACUGGUUUCAAAGCCAUGCACAUUGACAUCAGAGAGUCCCUUUGUUUUUGUUUAAGAGAAACCAUUUCAAUCAUUGCUUCCCAAGCACCUGUGCUGUAUGCAGGUUAAUGGUGUUGGCUUAUCAAACCCGGUUUGAGAAUGACUGGCCUCUUUCUUAGGAAUAGCAACUCUAUACACCCUCCUGAAACCUUUGCUGUCUCCGUACAACCCAUGUUUUUGAUCACUCCUCAUCUGCUUUGGCUCGGUGUUUUACUUUGUCCAGUUAUACCAAUGAAGCACCUUCGAUUGUCUUUCUACAUUAAAGGCACUAUUAAAAAUGAAA
Mobula hypostoma (lesser devil ray) is the source of this 2287-nucleotide messenger RNA. It is a transcript of the gene arpc5lb, whose product is annotated as actin related protein 2/3 complex, subunit 5-like, b. The coding region runs from base 178 to 630 and encodes 150 amino acids. Gene Ontology annotation, cellular component: cytoplasm; actin cytoskeleton; Arp2/3 protein complex. The record is from RefSeq and is a predicted model, not a curated record. Lineage: Eukaryota; Metazoa; Chordata; Chondrichthyes; Myliobatiformes; Myliobatidae. The transcript is spliced from 4 exons. Gene Ontology annotation, biological process: regulation of actin filament polymerization; cell migration; Arp2/3 complex-mediated actin nucleation. Gene Ontology annotation, molecular function: actin filament binding.